Entelurus aequoreus (snake pipefish) is the source of this 2522-nucleotide messenger RNA. It is a transcript of the gene galt, whose product is annotated as galactose-1-phosphate uridylyltransferase. The transcript has 11 exons. Bases 488 to 1477 code for a protein of 329 amino acids. The record is from RefSeq and is a predicted model, not a curated record. Gene Ontology annotation, biological process: beta-D-galactose catabolic process via UDP-galactose, Leloir pathway. Gene Ontology annotation, cellular component: cytoplasm. Lineage: Eukaryota; Metazoa; Chordata; Actinopteri; Syngnathiformes; Syngnathidae. Gene Ontology annotation, molecular function: UDP-glucose:hexose-1-phosphate uridylyltransferase activity; zinc ion binding.
GUCAGUUGGUGAAGUCAACAUAUAAAUUAUCGUUCAUUCUACAGUGAAAGUGAUCAUACGGUAAGAAUUUACUCCGUUGCCAGACGUCGAAGACAAAACAACACGUCGACAACUUGCGACGUCACUGUUCCAGUGCAGGUGUCCAAACAUUGUUGUCCCACCACCACUUGCCUCUAGAACACGCCGGCCUCGGCGAGCAUGGUUCCCAUCUCCAGCACCAUGGACUUGCAGUAGACUUUGAAGGUUUGGUACAAGGUGACAAAGUCCUGGGUGCUGAACAUGGUGUCUGCCAGAGCCGGACCCAGAGUGGACGGGAUGAAACCUCGACCGUAUUCCACCAUCCACGUCCCAGCGGUCCACUGGACGGCCGCAGCCUCGCCCAUACCGUGCAUCACGGUGUCACCUGCAGGGCAGAGGAGGAAAAGAGCACCAGCACCUGCGUUACAACCCUCUGAAGGACUGCUGGGUUCUGGUCUCAGCCCACCGCAUGAGGAGACCCUGGGCUGGUCAGCUGGAAAAACCUCCUGAAGAACACGUACCCAGAUAUGAUCCCCGCAAUCCACUCUGUCCUGGAAACACACGUGCUAAUGGGGAGGUGAAUCCAGACUAUAAAAGCACUUUUGUAUUUGAAAAUGACUUCCCCGCCCUCCAGCCAGAUGCUCCAGAUCCUGGUGGUUCAGACCAACAUCCAUUGUUCCAGUCUAAAGCUGCCAGAGGGGUGUGUAAGGUCAUGUGUUUCCAUCCCUGGUCUGAUGUCACACUCCCUCUCAUGAACAAAGAAGAGGUUGUCAAGGUGAUUGACAAGUGGGCAGAGCUUGUGGAAGAACUAGGUGCCACCUACCCCUGGGUUCAGAUAUUUGAAAAUAAAGGAGCCAUGAUGGGUUGUUCCAAUCCACACCCUCAUUGUCAGGUGUGGGCCAGCAACUUCCUACCAAAUGAGCCAGCUUUGUCAGAUCGCUGUCAGAGAGCGUUUUAUGAAAAACACAAAGAGCCGCUGCUGCUGCAAUACGCCAAGCAAGAAGCUGAGAAAAAGGAGCGGUUGGUGGUGAUGAAUGCUGACUGGCUGGCUGUGGUGCCUUAUUGGGCGACGUGGCCCUACCAGUUGCUGCUCUUACCUCGACGACAUGUCCUCAGAAUAAAUGAACUCACCACAGAGGAGAGGGGUAGUCUGGCUGACAUCAUGAAGCAGCUGCUGACCAAGUACGACAAUCUCUUUGAAGUGACCUUUCCCUACUCCAUGGGCUGGCAUGGAGCUCCGACUGGCCCACACUUAGAAGAAGACAACUCCCACUGGCAGCUGCACGCUCACUACUACCCUCCUCUGCUGCGCUCCGCCACCGUCAAGAAGUUCAUGGUGGGCUAUGAGAUGCUCGCCCAGGAGCAGAGAGACCUCACUCCUGAACAGGCAGCAGAGAAGCUCCGGGAUGUGCCAGAUGAGCACCAUCAAGACAGACAAGAACAAAGGGAAGGUACAUAAAGGAACAUUUCUGGUGGGAAAAAGAAAGAGAAAAUCUAGUUUAGACACAAAAUAUUUUCCAUACAGAAUUUAAUUUCAUUUAUUUAGUCCGAAAAUGUUAGUGAUGUUUCGGUCAGAUUCCGAUACCAAUCAUCCCCGAGUGAGAUUGGCCGAUACCAGUGAUAUCAAUCACAUGUACUCACUUUAAACUUGUCAAUGUAUUAUUGUGUUUAAUAAUAUCACUUCCCGCUAACUGCGACUCUGAGCAAACAAACAGAACUGAGCUAAUGCUGCUAUGUCUGGGCACACAUCAUUUACGGUCGCAACAGACACACACACACACACACACACACACACUCUGGUCUCAUGAAACAUUUCAACUGCUUAUGCCAGAUAUUUGAAGUUUUUUCUUUUUUUUUUAUAUAUACGCAAUAAUACUUCUCUUAGUAAUGAAUUAUAUUUAUUAAAGAGGACCAGUAUUUCAAUUAGUAAUUAGAUUACCUUUUGCCAAAGUUACAAAUGACUAUAAUAUAUAACUUUUUAAAAGUAAUAUUUCUAACGAUGAUUGUAGUACAUAUAAGGCAUGAAUGUCAUUUAAUUUAGGCCAAAAAUGUGUCAAAUUGGCUUAAAAUAAAAAAGGGGGGGGGGAAAUGUGAUGAAGUGAAAUUGCUAAAUGUUCAGCAGGAUGUGGCGAAAGAUGACUAACUGGCACGUUGUCAUAAUGGUAAUUGUUUGUAUAUGUUUUAUAUUGUUUUUAUGAAUUGUCUAUAAUCUAAAUCCAAUCAACAGACACUUGUACACAGCACUAUCACAGUCUGAAUCAUGACUGUCACAUUUAUUUCUAUUUUUAUUUGUUUCUGUCAAAAAGUUGCACCAGUAAUUUUGCCAUAAUUUAAACUGAAUGUGACAAUUUGAUGUUUUUGAAACGACCUCCUUUUUCUUCUCUCUAACUGAAAUUGAAAUAAACAUGAUUGGAGUGCUUCCAAACUCUGAGCAAUUACAAGAAGUGUAAUAUUCAACUUAAUAUAUCCAACACUUAUUUUUGCCCUGGGGCCGUACUUAUCAA